UGUAAACCUCAGGUUCUUUUCUUUGUGUAGAGAAGUAGAUGGAAGUUUGAAAUCACUUCCCAGAAACCAUGUUAACUGCGGAAUGGGGCUGGAACGCCUGGUUUCUGUUAUCCAACAGAAACAUUCAAACUAUGAUACGGAUCUCUUCAUGCCUCUGUUUGCUGCAAUUCAACAACCACAGGGUACAGGAGUACCACCAUACAAAGGUCAUGUUGGUGAAGAUGUGGAUGGCAUGGACAUGGCUUAUUGCGUGGUGGCAGACCAUGCUCGAACUCUGACAAUAGCUUUUUCUGAUGGAGGAUGUCCUGAUAACACUGGCUGAGGGUAAGUUAGUGCCUUUUACUAUUGUUGUGGUGUGUGUAGUAUACUCUGUUUAAAUUUGUUUGGGUAUCAACUGCUUUUGCUUAAAGUUGUUUAUAGUUUUCCUUAGAGUUUCCAGGUAAAUGUUGGACUAAUGAAACUCAGAGAUAGUUCUCCCUUUUUAAAUUUACUUAAAUACAAGGUUUACCAGAAAUUAGACCUUGUGUGUAUCUUGUUAAGCUUUUGUUAAUAAUAAGUUUGUGUAUUUAUAUUUCCUCGUAUUGAAAGUCAGUUUUCUUUUCCCCUCAGCUAUGUUUUAAGGCGCAUUCUGCGAUGAGCUGUGAGAUAUGCAACUGAGAAGCUGAUUGCUAAGCCUGGUUUCUUUGCAACUCUUGUUAACACAGAUGUUGACAUUCUAGGGGAUACAUUCCCAGAGCUGAUU
Molecule: messenger RNA, 742 nt
Organism: Cryptotermes secundus
Lineage: Eukaryota; Metazoa; Arthropoda; Insecta; Blattodea; Kalotermitidae
Product: alanine--tRNA ligase, cytoplasmic-like
Exons: 2
Coding region: 83-322 (79 amino acids)
Biological process (GO): alanyl-tRNA aminoacylation; tRNA modification
Cellular component (GO): cytoplasm; mitochondrion
Molecular function (GO): ATP binding; alanine-tRNA ligase activity; amino acid binding
Source: RefSeq, a predicted model, not a curated record